UGAGCAAUUCACGACAAUGGCUAGGAGAUGAAGAUGGGCAAGGGUCCCACGUUUACCUCCUACGCGGUUCAAUUACUUUCAUACCUGCCAAACUCGCUCCCGAACCUCGCGCUCCCGUGACGUUUUAGUCCCUAGGAAAUUUCGAUGUGGCACAACUAAACUAUUGCUUUGAAGAAUUCCGUCUUGUCACUUCUUUGGACAUUUCAAAACCCCUUUGCGAUCAUCGGUGGCAAUAUAGGAUGUAACCCAGUUCAAUUUACUUGCUCUAAAUUCAACGGGUGUUUUCAGAUUCAGAAUUGGGGCAUUCUAGCAGCAGAAAUGUUUUCUCCGAUACAUGGUUUUCACAGAAUUUGAAACGGUCUAGAUACGUUGGAGAGAUUCGUGGGCUUCAAAGAUUUUGGGCAGUAAAUUUUUUUUGGGAAAGGAAAAACAGAAUCAAUUGAUAUUUGAUCCAACAGAGAAAUAAGGGAAUUCAAUAGAUAUUGAUCCAACAGGUAGUGAAGAGAUAGAAUCCAGGGAAGUGCUGUUGUAGAGUGGGCGAAAAAAACAGUCGGAAUGGGGGAUCAUCUGGUGUUGUAUGUGGAUCGUCUAAUAACGCCUUCCUCAUUCGAAAUUCCGAAUGAAAAUGUUAAACUGUCAUCCCCACCGGGCUCUGUGAAAGAUGGGCUUAUGAGCCCUCAAGAUGAGAAUGAUGAAGGGGCUCCGUUGAUUCCAGGUGGGUCUUCUUCACACACCGAAUACGAGAUAUUUGGUGGUACAUCUGAAGGCGGGGUUCUUGGGGUUAAGCUUAAUGCUGAGUGCAGAAUAUGUCAAGAAGAAGACGAGGAGAAGAAUAUGGAGGCCCCUUGUGCCUGCAGUGGCAGUUUGAAGUUUGCACAUCGGAAAUGUGUACAAAGGUGGUGCAAUGAGAAAUGCAGCACAAUUUGUGAGAUAUGCCAUGAGCCAUACACUCCUGGUUACACCGCACCGCCUCAACCACUUCAUUCAGAUGACAGUCCUAUUGAUGAUAUCAGUGGAAACUGGGGUGUGCCAGGAGUACAGCUAGAUCCUCGUUUGUUGGCAAUGGCUGCAGCAGAGCGUCAUUUUUUGGAAGCAGAGUAUGAUGAAUAUGCAACAGCCAAUGCAAGUGGUGCAGCUUUCUGCCGUUCAGCUGCAUUGAUUCUCAUGGCACUUCUGCUUCUCCGACAUGCACUCAAUAUGACCAAUGCUGAAGGAGAGGAGGACUCUUCCACAUUUUUUUCUAUUUUCCUUCUGCGAGCUGCUGGAUUUCUUUUGCCAUGUUACAUCAUGGCAUGGGCUAUAAGUAUUUUACAGCGCCGGAGACAGAGACAGGAGGCUGCUAUGGCAGCUGCAGAAGUUGCACUUCUUUUGGAAGCAGGACAGGCACGGGGAUUGCAGUAUGCUCCACCUGGUUCGUCAUCAGGUUCUCAAUUGGCGUAACUGUUACAGGCAUACCGGUCAACUUCAGGCAUAACAGAUCUGAACCUGAGGAGGUUCUUUUGAAAGAGAAAUGUUUGAGUUCCACCAUGAAAAAAAUUUCAUUUAUUUGCAAUCCCGUUCUAAUUUACCAUAGGCUAUCUAAUGUUUACAGUGCUCAAGUUUGAGCCUUUCUAGGGUAGUGGAGAGUAAAUUUGUGCUUGAUAUGGUAUUGUAAUUACCCAAAAAUAAGGCACCAUCAAAAAGCACAAUAGACAUCUGAAAAUGUCCUCUGCAAACUUUCUUUUCUAGAAAUUGGCUGUUUAUAUUUUCUUGUAUAUCCAGUUUGAUUAUAUUUUAAUAUUAAAUUAUAAGAAUUUUCAGAAGAAAAACAAUUUAUUUCAAUAAGUAGCUCAAUUUCAAAAUCGGAAUUUUCUUUUCCACUGUGCGUGGAUGGAAACCUGGGGACCUUUACAAGUAUCAAUUCUAAAAUUUGGCAAAACGUUUUUAACCUCA
Cryptomeria japonica (Japanese cedar) is the source of this 1932-nucleotide messenger RNA. RefSeq lists its product as uncharacterized. Lineage: Eukaryota; Viridiplantae; Streptophyta; Pinopsida; Cupressales; Cupressaceae. Bases 556 to 1440 code for a protein of 294 amino acids. The record is from RefSeq and is a predicted model, not a curated record. Gene Ontology annotation, biological process: protein ubiquitination. Gene Ontology annotation, cellular component: membrane. Gene Ontology annotation, molecular function: zinc ion binding; ubiquitin-protein transferase activity. The transcript is spliced from 8 exons.